Aplosporella prunicola CBS 121167 is the source of this 1187-nucleotide messenger RNA. RefSeq lists its product as uncharacterized. Lineage: Eukaryota; Fungi; Ascomycota; Dothideomycetes; Botryosphaeriales; Aplosporellaceae. Gene Ontology annotation, cellular component: nuclear RNA-directed RNA polymerase complex. Gene Ontology annotation, biological process: siRNA processing. Gene Ontology annotation, molecular function: RNA-directed RNA polymerase activity. The transcript has 2 exons. The record is from RefSeq and is a predicted model, not a curated record. Bases 1 to 1179 code for a protein of 392 amino acids.
AUGCCGAAACUACUUUUGGAAAGGGUUGCUCGUAUGCUUAAGGCUGGGUUUGAGCCGCGUACGUGUUACUAUCUUUCCUCGCUUCUAAAGAAAGGUAUCGCAAGCUGGUUGGAUAAUCUCGGAAAUAAACUAAGAGUUCGAGUUCCCCGUUCAACUUUCGCCUUUGGCAUAGCUGAUUUCCAGCGUGUUCUCCAACUGGGCGAGAUCUUCCUUUCAUUUUAUCGUGUCUUGCCAGAUGCACAGCUCCCAUGUUUACACAACAUGGAUGUGCUCAUUGCUCGUUAUCCAAUGCACCGACCAUCAAAUGUUCAAAAAGUUCGCGCAGUAUACUAUCCUGAACUUGCAUCAAUUCAGGAUGUUGUGGUUUUUCCUACCCACGGCCGGUUUCCACUUGCGGAAAAGCUUUCGAAUGGAGACUAUGAUGGUGACCGAUACUGGAUCUGCUGGGAACCUUUACUUGUAGAAGAUUUUCAGAAUGCGCCUCCUCCAGUGCCGGUCGAUCUAGGAAGCCUUGGUAUAUAUAUCGACUCAAGGCUCUUUUCUGACGUUAGAAACGUUGAAAGCUUUCUCGAAGGAGCUUCCGACUUUCAAAUCUUAGAGAAGUACGCCUAUAAGUUUAACACUCUUAGUACGCCUAAGAUGGUUCGUCUAUCCGACCUCCGAGACCACCUAGUUGAUGCACCAAAGAACGGGUAUCGAUUCGACAUGAAAGAUUGGAACAAAUUCCUCCGUGAUAGAAAUUAUUCCAAGAAACUUAAUAAACCGGCGUACAAGUCUCUAAUAUCAGAAAGCCCUACAUACCAGAACGAGAACAACAUCGUAGACUAUGUAAAAUUUGCCGUCAUCAAAGAAAGAAUUGAUCAAUUCAAGGACGACGUAAGCGCGUGUCUUGGGGAAGCAAGCACCGAGGAUGAGCACCUGUCCCACUUCUAUAACGUUCGAUAUAGAGACGCGUAUACAGAAGCCGAUCAGGGAGCCCGAGAGGAAAUUGACUAUAUAGUCAAUAGCCUGGAGGAGCUUGUUUGCAAUUGGAAAGAUGCAAAUCCUAGCCGCCAGGAUUAUAACGAUAGUAUCGAACAAGCGUAUACAAAGUUUCGAAAUAUCCUCCCUCAAAAUCUAUUCCAUCUAGUAGCUAGCGAGUGGAUGAGAUAUCCUUUCGGCCGAGGAUUUACUACUUAGGAGCUCCU